CACAAAGAGAGUAAGUCAGGUUGGGCAGACAACCUAAAUGCAGUUUGGUUUGUCUUCCUUUCACCACUUCAUACUGCAGGAGGAAAUCAGAAGGUCAGCUUCACGGUGAACUUUUAGGAAAUGUGGAGGAAAAAACACAGACAACAUGUGCUUAAGGAGCGAGGACACUGGAGCAGCAAGGUGGAGUUUCUUCUGACUGCUGCCGGGAACAUUGUGGGCCUGGGCAAUGUGUGGAGGUUUCCGUACUUGUGCUACAAAAACGGCGGCGGUGCAUUCCUGGUGCCAUAUCUGGUGUUUAUUGUCACGUGUGGUGUACCGCUCUUCCUUUUGGAGACCACCAUGGGCCAGCACACCCAAGAGGGCGCCGUCACCUGCUGGAAGAAGAUGUGCCCACUGGCUGAAGGUAUCGGCUAUGGCGAGCAGCUGAUCCAGCUGUACAACUGCAUGACCUACAUCAUUAUUCUGUCCUGGGCUCUCUUCUACCUGGUGUUCUCCUUCAACUCUACGCUGCCCUGGAGCACCUGCGACAACUACUGGAACACAGCAAAUUGUGUUGAUGUUACAAUAAGGAACCACACCAACCACACCAAAGGAACCGCAGCAGCAACGGAGUUCUGGGAACGUCGAGUGUUGAAUAUCUCAGGGGGUAUUGAGGAGAUUGGCAGCAUCAGGUGGGAGGUGCUUCUCUGCCUCCUGGCUAUGUGGGUCGUUUGUUACUUCAGCAUAUGGAAAGGGGUCAAAUCAACUGGAAAGGUGGUGUAUUUUACGGCCACUUUCCCUUAUGUGAUGCUACUCAUCCUUUUGAUCCGAGGAGUCACUCUUCCGGGAGCCAGACAAGGAGUGGAGUUCUACCUUCUGCCCGAGCUGUCGCGACUUACAGACCCUCAAGUUUGGAUGGAGGCCUGCUCACAAAUCUUCUUCUCGUACAGCCUCGGUGUGGGCACCUUGAUUGUACUGGGAAGUUACAACACCCACAGCAACAAUUGCUACAAGGACUGUAUGUUGCUGUGUUUGCUGAACAGUUGUACCAGUGUGGUAGCUGGCUUUGCUGUCUUCUCGGUGCUGGGAUUCAUGGCUCACGAGCAAGGUGUCCCUGUCUCAGAAGUGGCUGAGUCAGGUCCAGGCUUGGCAUUCAUCGCGUACCCUCAGGCGGUGGCCAUGAUGCCGCUGCCUCAAGUGUGGGCCGUCUGCUUCUUCGUCAUGAUCAUCCUCCUGGGCCUGGACUCACACUUUGUCGGCAUUGAGGAGGUGAUGACGUCUGUCUCAGACAUGUUUCCCAAAGUGAUGCGUCGAACGGGCCGGCGGGAAUUUGUCCUUCUGCUCUUUUGCCUCAUGUGUUUCUCCUUGCAGCUCAUCAUGAUUACUGAGGGAGGGAUGUACAUCUUCCAGAUUUUUGACUACUACGCUUGCAGUGGAGCCUGCAUCCUCUUUGUCUGUGUGUUUGAAAGCUUGGCAGUGGGCUGGAUAUUUGGAGCGGAGCGGCUGUGUGGCAUCAUCGCGGACAUGACAGGCGAGCGUGUCAACCCGUUCUUCAAAAUCUGCUGGCUCUUCGUGACGCCUUUGAUUUCAGUGGGUUGUUUUAUAUAUUCUCUAGUUGAAUACAAACCACUGACAUUCAACCGAUUUUACGUGUAUCCCACCUGGGCAUACGUGUGGGGCUGGGUGAUGGCCGUCUCCUCCAUCGUGCAGGUACCGGCCUGGGCAUUGUACAAGCUAAGCACCACCACCGGAACCCUCAGUCAGCGUCUCCAUCGCCUGUGCUGGCCCGAGCCACCUGACCGCUCGCAGACCCUAACGAGAGAGACGAUGCUGCCACAGACCAUUGAGGAGAAUAAUGCAUGAUUCUAACAUUUCAAAAAGAAACACAGAUGAACAGAUUCAAAACUCCCAUAUCGAAGCAGCUAUGUACAUGAUUCGAAAACUACAAAGUAUCCCAUGUCAUUGGUGUUUCCUAAUCUUCAUGGAUCAGUUUUUUUUUUUUUUCUCGUCACCGUGCUAAAAUGCUGAACAGCUCAUCAUGCAGGAACACAUUGAUCUAGCAAUGGGUGUGUUUAUUGUAGUAAAUGAAUCUUCUGAGUUCUUUAUACUUUACUUGAUGAAAAUACACAGAACUAGAAAAAAAGACCCACCUA
This is a messenger RNA of Phycodurus eques (leafy seadragon), 2132 nucleotides long. Its product is annotated as sodium- and chloride-dependent GABA transporter 2-like. Gene Ontology annotation, biological process: sodium ion transmembrane transport. The transcript is spliced from 15 exons. NCBI's taxonomy places the organism in Eukaryota, Metazoa, Chordata, Actinopteri, Syngnathiformes, Syngnathidae. Gene Ontology annotation, cellular component: membrane. The record is from RefSeq and is a predicted model, not a curated record. Bases 121 to 1842 code for a protein of 573 amino acids.